AUGGGCUCCGUAGACCAGUGGGUUAACGACGAACUGUACAACAUCUUAGGAAUCAGUGAUCGGACUAUAGGACAGUUUAUAAUUGCAUUGGCACGAAAAUCGACUGAUGCCGAAGAUCUGUUGAGAAGGUUUCGGGAAACUGAUGCACUGGAUAUUAAUCCAAGAGUUCAGAAAUUUGCUGGGGAAAUCAUGACUCGUUUACCUCAUGCAGUUCCAAAACCGAUGAAAGUUCCGGGCGCUACAGUUGCGGAGACUAAAGCUCGAGAAGCGAUGCGGUUAAACAGGCGUCUGAAACAGUUGUCUUCUGAUGAAGAGGAUGACGCGCCGGUUGUAAAGAAAAAGGAGCUGAGCAGAAAUAAACGAAUUGGAAGUGGCUUGAUUUUUCAGAAACAUGGACGUAAGAAACUAAGUGCAAUUGAUGAAAUGGAUUUGAUAAAUGCGGAUGAAGAACAAGACAUAAGGGAAAGAGAUGAGUUGGCUGCUAGGAUCCGUCAAAGGGAUAAAGAAAAGACAAGGAAUAUAGUAGAAAGAAGCGAUAAGAAAGCUGCUGAAGAGGCUGCUAAAAGGUUAAAGCUAGAAGAUGUUGACAGAAGUAAAAUUAUACCGGAGCUGCGACAACAGAGUCGGAAAGAAUACCUGAAGAAACGAAAAGCAGACAAACUUUUGGAGCUAGAAGCAAUGAUUGAAGACGACAAAACUCUUUUUGCAAAUGAAAGGCAAUUAACUGCUCGAGAAGUUGCCGAUAUGAAGUACCGUGAAAAGGUUUUUCAUUACGCAAAGCAGCAUGAACAAGCGGUUGAUAUAAUUAAAGUUAAGCGUUAUCAUGUCCCAGAUGCUAAGGUGAAAUCUAUUCCUACUGAAUAUAUUGAGGAAGAUGUUGAAGAAGUAUCGAAAGGAGAUGGAAGACGUUGGGAAGACGAACGCCUAGCAGCUGCUUUAGCAAGUUAUGGAGCAAAGGAUGCUGAGAAAAAAAAAGAUGAGUUUGAAAUGUUGUUUGACGAUGAAAAAAUCGAUUUUGUACAAGCUCUGCAAAUGCCAGGAUCUUCUGGAAUGCAGGUAUUAAGAUUUCCUGAUGAGAAAGAAUUGACCCCAGCUCAGAAAAAAAAGCUAAGUCUAGCUGAAACGAGACGUUCUUUACCUGUGUACGCUUUUAGAGAUCAAUUUAUUCAAGCAGUUAAAGAUCAUCGAGUUUUGAUUAUAGAAGGAGAAACUGGUUCAGGCAAAACAACACAACUACCGCAGUAUCUAUACGAAGCAGGGUUUUGUGCGGAUAAAAAAUGCAUAGGAUGCACCCAGCCUCGUCGAGUGGCUGCAAUGAGUGUAGCUGCAAGAGUCGCUGAAGAAGUUGGAGUUAAAUUGGGAAGUGAAGCAAGUUUCGCCAACUGUUUCUUCGUAGGAUAUUCUAUUCGCUUUGAAGACUGCACUUCUGAGCGUACUGUCAUUAAAUAUAUGACAGACGGGAUGUUGCUUAGGGAGUUUUUGAAUGAACCUGAUUUGGCUUCUUACAGUGUGAUGAUGAUUGAUGAAGCACAUGAAAGAACUCUUCACACAGAUGUACUUUUUGGACUUGUUAAAGAUAUUGGUCGAUUUCGGCCAGACCUUAAAUUACUUAUUUCAUCUGCAACUCUUGAUGCAGAAAAGUUCUCGACUUUUUUCGACGAUGCUCCGAUAUUUCGUAUUCCUGGAAGAAGGUUUCCUGUUGAUAUAUAUUACACAAAAGCUCCAGAAGCAAACUAUUUGGAUGCAGCAAUGGUGUCUGUGCUGCAGAUUCACCUCACCCAACCUCUUCCCGGAGACAUUUUAGUUUUUUUAACUGGUCAAGAGGAAAUUGAAACAUUAAUGGAGUCAUUAUUGGAGAGGAUUAAAUAUCUUGGGAAGAAGAUUAAAGAACUUAUAGUCUUACCGAUAUACGCAAACCUCCCUUCGGACUUGCAGGCAAAAGUUUUUGAACCUACCCCACCUAAUGCUAGAAAGGUUGUUCUUGCUACAAAUAUUGCUGAAACUUCUGUUACGAUUGAUGGUAUAUGUUAUGUAAUAGAUCCGGGAUUUUGUAAGCAGAACUCUUUUGAUGCUCGUAGUGGAGUAGAACACUUACAAGUCGUGCCAAUUUCGAAGGCUGGCGCUAAUCAGCGUGCAGGCAGAGCUGGCCGAACCAUGCCGGGAAAAUGUUUCCGGCUUUAUACCGCGUGGGCAUAUAGGCAUGAAUUGGAAGACCAGCCAAUACCCGAGAUCCAGCGUGUAAAUUUAGGAAAUGUGGUUUUGAUGCUCAAAAGUCUUGGCAUUCACGACCUGCUAAAUUUUGAUUUCCUUGACCCUCCACCGCAAGAGACUUUAGUUAUUGCUCUUGAACAGUUGUAUGCAUUAGGCGCGCUAAAUCACAAGGGGGCUUUGACAAAAUUAGGAAGAAGAAUGGCAGAGUUUCCUUGUGAUCCAUGCAUGAGCAAAAUGAUAAUUGCGUCAGAAAAGUACGAGUGCUCUGAAGAAAUACUUACUAUUGCUGCCAUGCUAUCUUGCAACGCUGCAGUUUUUUAUCGUCCUAAAGCUAUGGCGAUUCAUGCAGACGCCGCCAGGAAAGGAUUCUGGUCUCCAGGAGGAGAUCACUUAACACUUCUCAAUGUUUACAAUCGGUGGAAGGACACGAAUUAUUCAUCCCAAUGGUGCAUUGAAAGUUUUGUACAGCAUCGGACAAUGAAAAAAGCCAGAGACAUAAGAGAUCAAUUAGAGGGGCUUCUGGAGAGGGUUGAGAUUGAACAGAAGUCCAAUAACGACUCGGUUGCCAUAAGAAAAGCUGUAACGUCUGGUUAUUUCUAUAACUGUUCAAAACUUGAUUCUAAUGGCCAUUACAAAACUGUGAAACACAAACACACUGUUCAUAUUCAUCCGAACUCGUCUCUGUUUGAGGAUAUGCCGCGUUGGGUUGUGUACUUUGAACUUGUCUUUACCUCAAAGGAGUUUAUGAGAGAGGUUAUUGAAAUUGAAAGCUCAUGGUUGACAGAGAUCGCUCCUCAUUACUACAAAGCAAAAGAGAUAGAAGAUUUUACAAAGCGAAAAAUGCCAAAACAGAUGGGGAAAACUGCACAAGAGUUGCUCUCCGUAUAA
Enterobius vermicularis (human pinworm) is the source of this 3099-nucleotide messenger RNA. NCBI's taxonomy places the organism in Eukaryota, Metazoa, Nematoda, Chromadorea, Rhabditida, Oxyuridae. The record is from the annotation of a GenBank genome assembly.